Messenger RNA from Pyrus x bretschneideri (Chinese white pear), 306 nucleotides. RefSeq lists its product as uncharacterized. NCBI's taxonomy places the organism in Eukaryota, Viridiplantae, Streptophyta, Magnoliopsida, Rosales, Rosaceae. The coding region runs from base 1 to 306 and encodes 101 amino acids. The record is from RefSeq and is a predicted model, not a curated record. The transcript is spliced from 2 exons.
AUGGAAGCUGAUAAGCCAACGACGAUGAUCUGCACAUUGCUAGCAAUAGACAACACCACCGGCUUCUCCUACAGAGUCUGCUCCGUCUGCGAGCAGACUCUCCCCGACAACCCUUCUUCCCUCUGCAAAUUCUACAGCCUCAAUGCCUUCAAAACCCGCUUGCCUCGCACCAAACGCCUCUUUCGCCUUCUUAUGUCAAUAGCUUCGGAUACAAAAGUGCUUAAUGUGAUAUGCUUUGAUAGGGCUGCCAAGGUUCUGUUUGGGUGCUCUGCUGAUGAGUUUUUUGACUUCGCCAAGUUUUGUUAG